Messenger RNA from Knipowitschia caucasica, 468 nucleotides. NCBI's taxonomy places the organism in Eukaryota, Metazoa, Chordata, Actinopteri, Gobiiformes, Gobiidae. The record is from the annotation of a GenBank genome assembly.
AUGUACUUGUUGCAGUCGCUGCCUAGUUCAGGAGUGCAGGAUUCCCAACUGGAAAAGGUGCUCACAAUAUCAGCCGAGGGUACGUUAAUCAGUCCAAAUUUCCCGCACACGUACCCCCGGAACACUGCACUGGUGUGGAGGCUGGUGGUCCCCAACAACAUGAGGAUCCAGGUGCACUUUGACCAACGUUUUGGCCUGGAGGAGCCUGAGGACGGGGUCUGCAAGUAUGACUUUGUGGAGCUAGAGGACCUGACAGAGCGCUCCGUUGUAGGUCGCUGGUGUGGAGCAGAGCCUCUGUCCAACUCUUACGUCUCCAAAGGCUCUCAGCUCCGAGUCCGUUUUAUCUCCGACGAGUACUUCCCCUCAGCUCCCGGCUUUUGCAUCCGCUAUGCUCUGCAGCCCAUGCCGCAGGUAAAGGAGCUGCCUGGGGAAACUGGUGCUCUUUCACCUGCGAAUGAGACACAAUAA